AUGAAGACUGCAAUAAAGGAAGCUCUUCCGAGAAUGAGGCACAGGUUCUGCUGGUGGCAUAUUAGGAAGAACCUGAAGGAAAAUAAUGCAGCAGUGUUUGCGCAGCACCCAGUGAUGUCUGAUAAUUUAUUUCGAAUCGUCAAAAACUCAUUAGAUCAAGACGAGUUUGAGUGUGUGUGGAAAGCAGCAAUUUCUGUGGACAAGGCGGAAGGCAACAAACACCUGAACACGCUAUGGGAACUCCGACAUUUCUGGGUGCCGGCCUACUUCAAGGACUGCUUCUAUCCUUUCUCGUCAACAACCACUCGCAGUGAGAGCACGAAUUUGAUGUGGAAGAAUUACGUCGACCACAGGGACACAAUAAAAAGGUUUGUUGAUGGGUAUCACAUGAUUCAGCAAAAUUGCCUCGCCACGCUUGACAAGAAAAGACACCGAACAGAAGAGAAGGCGCCAUCACUAGAGACGGGUUUUCCGAUUGAAAGACAAGCAAGUCAAGUGUACACGAAUGAAAUUUUCAGGAAAUUCUAG
Molecule: messenger RNA, 528 nt
Organism: Aegilops tauschii subsp. strangulata
Lineage: Eukaryota; Viridiplantae; Streptophyta; Magnoliopsida; Poales; Poaceae
Source: RefSeq, a predicted model, not a curated record